AUGGCAUCAUCUAAAAAGAAAAAGAGAUCCAAUUUAUUCGAUGAAAAUAAUGAUAUUGAAGGCCAAGUUCAGAAAUCUGCACAUAUUCGUGUAAAUGAUAUACCCGAUAUUGAUAAAUUUGUAUUAAAUCUUACAUCGGUAAAAAUUGAUGAUUUUAUAAAGGACAUAAUCAAACUUAUUAACGGUGUUGAAAAUGCAUUAAAUAUUGAACAAACAUUGAAAGUAAUUUCAACGGAUUGUCCGCCACUAAACGAGAAAAACAUAAUAUAUGAAAUAUAUUAUAAUGAUAAUAUUCUAUUAAAAAAAUAUUUCUUUGUUUUUUUAUCAAUUUUGAUAAAGCAACAUUAUACUGUUAUUACAAAACAUACUGAAUUAGAUAAGAUUAAUUUAUGUCAUCUAUUACGCUUAACAGAUGAAAACAAUAUUUUUAACAAAUUUGAAGUUAUUAAUAAAAAUGAUUUACACUCAUCGUCAUACUUUUCACUGAUAGGCACAUUUUUAAUUAUUAUAAUAUCACAUAGAAAAAUAACAACUGAAGAUGUAUGUUUUUUUUCAACAAUAUUACAAGAUGAUAUUAUCAAUAAAACUAUUUUGGAUUGGCCAAUAUUAAAAGAUUUUAUUGAAUUAUUUCGUACUAUUUUACAUGUUGAAUUUGUUAAAAAUAUUUAUUAUGAAUUAAUCAAUGAUGAAAUAGAAUCAACGAAUACUCUUCUUGCUGAUCAUUUUAAAGAUAUUAUUGAUCAUACAAUUGAAGAGAUAAUUGAAAAACGUGGCCUAGCAUUUGCAAACUUAUCAACAUGUUAUGCUGCUGUCACAUGCUUCAACAGAACAAUAAUUAUAAAUAAAAAUAUUGUUAUGUUAGAAUUAAUUGAUGAUGCUAAAAAUUUGAAGGACAACUCUAUUAUGUUUGGAGCAUUAUUACUGAUUAUGUUACAUGAAUUUCUUCAUGCAUUACAUCGUACGAUAAAAAAUCAUGCAUUCAAUCCAUUUAAUGAACAAAGAUCAUCUCGAAAAAUUGCAUCAGAUUACAACAUGGAAACGACUGAUAGUGAUACACAAUUAGAUGAUCGUUUAUUUGGUAUUGUAUGCGAAACUGUUGGAUAUUUAGAUGGGAAAUUUUUAUUAAAUUCUCAAAAUUGGACUAAUUAUAAUCAUCAAGAAUUUAAAGAAAAUUUUAAUGAUACAAGAACACGUGAUUUAGCAGAAAAUAAAAAACAUAAUCGAUGGAUUCUACGACGUCAAUCUCAUAAAACUAAUGAUGAUACAAAUACAGAUGAUACAAAAACGGCAUCAAUACCAAUGCCAACUACAUUUCGAAACCGAUGGAAAAUUCCUCAAUGUGCAUUAGCAUCACCGCUCUUCAAUAUUGAACAAUAA
Rotaria sp. Silwood2 is the source of this 1377-nucleotide messenger RNA. Lineage: Eukaryota; Metazoa; Rotifera; Eurotatoria; Philodinida; Philodinidae. The record is from the annotation of a GenBank genome assembly.